AUGAGUGGCCAGCUAUUUAUCGGUCCAGAUCACAACGGCAAAACUCCUUAUCUCGAAGCAAGAUACAAACCACUCAACCUUCUCACCACGCUCAAGGAAAUCCGACCUUUUUUACUAGGUACCCUAGAGUACGCAAAACAACCGCAAACAAAACUCAAAAAACUUAUGAAAGAUAAAAACUCCAAGAUUGACUCAGUCACACAAGAGAUGCAGAACAUGAAGACAAAUGUGGCAAAAAUGGAGGAAAAGCUGGCAAAAACGGAACAAGAGCUGAAGAUUACAAAGGAAAAGGUGGAAAAUACGGAGAUGAUGAAUGCAGUGUACGACUUUGUGCACUCCAUUGAACGGAUUGUCUGCCGGCUGCUCAACUUUGAUGAACACCGGUCUAUGACUAUCAAUCAAGCACUCAAGUCGGGUGCAACUGACUGGUCUAAAUUGCAGAAUCUACUGAAGCUUGAAGACCAAAGCCCGGAAUGCCUACUCACAACAAUCAACAAAAUCAAAGAUCAACGACUUGGGUGUGACCAUGCUUCAAAAUCAACAGCCAAGGACCUGGUUCUCUCAACCAGCCUGAUUACAAUUUCUCAAGAUCACUUUUCACUCCGCCACCCUGAACUUGACAUGCUCCAAAACCUCUUGAAAUGGAGUUCGUCACUCCUCCCUGCCUCAGCCACACUUGACAAUCUCAAGAAAGAAGCCUAA
Messenger RNA from Puccinia graminis f. sp. tritici CRL 75-36-700-3, 702 nucleotides. RefSeq lists its product as uncharacterized. The transcript has a single exon. The record is from RefSeq and is a predicted model, not a curated record. Bases 1 to 702 code for a protein of 233 amino acids. Lineage: Eukaryota; Fungi; Basidiomycota; Pucciniomycetes; Pucciniales; Pucciniaceae.